GUGAGGAGCGGCUGCGGUAGCAACAGUCGCUGCCUCCGAAGCCCGUUGGUUCGGUUUAGCGCUGCCAAGGCCAGGCCGGGCCGGGCCUGAGUCAGGAGGAGGGGGAGCCCCGUGGGCGCAGGAAGACGGCGGGGGGCGCUCCGCUCGGGCUCCCCCUCCCUCGCGGGACCGAGAAAGGACCCCGAGGGUAGCGCUGAUCGUGGGAGGGACGUGGCCGGAGCUGCUUCUCCUUGGCAAAGAAGGCAGCGGCGGCGGGAACCCUCGGAAGAGGCGGCUUCGCCUUGCCUCAGACUUCUCUUUCCCUUCUCCUCACCUGGACCGAAGGGCGGGGAAGAGGGGCUCGUUCCCCCCCUCCCCGGACAAUGGGGCCGGAGGGAGAGUGACAGAUAAGGGUGGGGGAGCGGGGGAGAUGAGCCUGUGAACGUCAGGUGCUGCGUGUGCCCGGGGAGAAGGUGCUGGAGGGGGCUUCCCCUUCUUCCUGCUCCAGCCACAGGCUGUCCUCGUCUCCCCCCCUCCGCCACCCUGCGUUCCCUGCCACCUUCCUCCUCCUGGCAAAGCUGUUGACAGGGUCUCUUAGCUGUGGAAGAUGGCGACACCAGGGAUGAGCUGGCAGCAGCAUUAUUACAGCGGCGGCUCCUCGACCAGCUCUGGAAAAUUCACCACCACCUCUUCUUCCUCGGCCGCCUCCUCCCAGCUCGGCAUGGAAUAUAACCAGGAUCUCCAUCUCAAAAUGAGCAAGAAAAUAGCUCAGCUCACCAAGGUAAUAUAUGCGUUGAACACAAAGAAUGAUGAACAUGAAGCUUCUAUCCAAGCCCUCAAGGAUACUCAUGAAGAAGAAAUUCAACAAAUUCUUGCAGAAACCAGAGAAAAGAUUCUGCAGUACAAGAGUAAAGUUUCUGAGGAAAUGGAUUUGAAGAGAAAGAUUCAGGUUUUAGAAGAGUCAUUGGAGGACCAUAAAAAGAUGAAGCAUCAAGCCCUAACAGAAUUCGAAGCUUAUAAGGACAGAGUUGAGGAUAUGCAGCUUUGUGCAGAAGCCCAGCAUGUCCAGCGUGUAGUGACUAUGUCACGGGAAGUGGAAGAGAUUAGAAAAAAGUUUGAAGAGCGGUUACGAAGCUUUAUACAAUUACAAGUACAGUUUGAGAAAGAUAAACGUUCAGCUCUUGAAGAGUUGCGAGCUGCACAUAGACUUGAGAUUCAAGAACUUAUGAAGACUCAUCAGAGUCAGAAUGCUACUUUAAGUAAGGGACAGGAAAAGUUAGAAGAGCUGCACAGACGGGACGUGGAAGACUUGAAUGCUAAAGUUGAAGAUCUAAGACUGGAAAGAAAAAAGCUAAUUGAGGACUACGAAGGUAAACUCAGCAAAGCUCAGUCUUUCUAUGAGCAUGAACUUGAUACUAUGAAAAGGUCCCAGCUCUUUACAGCUGAAAGCCUGAAAGCUUGCAAAGAGAAAGAAGUGGAACUAAGAAAAGAAUUUCAAAGCCAAGAAUCUAUUUUACGAAAAAACCUGGGGAAACUAAAGACCGAAUUGCAGAUGGUACAAGAUGAAGCAGGCAGUCUGCGAGAAAAGUGCCAAAAGCUUCAAGUAGCAUUAAAUACAGCAGAAAACAAUGUACAGGCUCUUCAAAAACAGCUAGAAGAUGUCAAAGAAGAGGAGAUGUCUUUGUUAAGUAAACACAAGGAGGUUGAAAGUGAGCUAGCUGCUGCUAGGGAACGCUUACAACAACAGGCCACAGAUCUUGUCCUAAAAGCCAGUCACAUUGGAAUGCUUCAAGCUACUCAAAUGACCCAAGAAGUUACAAUACGGGAUUUAGAAUCUGAAAAGUCCAGAUUACGGGAGAAACUGUCUCAAAUGGAAGAAGAAAGAAAUCUAUUGCAAAGCAAAACUCAAAGUUUGGAUGAACGACAAAGGCAGCAAAUUCUUGCUCUGGAGAAGAAAGUGAAUGAAGCAAGGGAAACACAAAAAGAAUAUUACGAGAAAGAGCUGAUAAAAUUGCAAGCCAGACUAGAAGGAGAAGCUGUACAGCUAAAUGAGGCUCAUUCUAAGACUUUGGAGGAAUUGGCAUGGAAACAUCAUAAUGCUCUUGAGGCAAUACAUAGCAAUGCUAACAAGGAAAAAAAGAAACUGCAGAUGGAGUUAGAGCAGCAUUUUGAAAAAGAGAAGCUACACUUGGAAGAUGAGAAGAAUCAGCUUAGACAGCAGUUGGAAAACCUGAGGGAAGAACUGACAGCCAAGCUGACUUCAUCCAAUCAGGAGGUGUGUCGUCUUCAAGACAUGGUAAGAAAAAGUGAACAGGGCCUUGGUACUGCAGAGGGGCACAUCUCCAAUCUUCAGGAAAACCAAGAAAUAUUACAAAAAGAACUAGAACUGACAAGGACAAGAUUGAGGGAAGCCACAGAUUCUCUAUAUAAUGUUGAGGGGGAAUUAGACCAAGAAAGGCAGCAACAUGAAGCAAUGAUUGUAGCCAUGAGAGAAGAAGAGAAAUUCAAAGUUGACAGAAUGGCCCAUGAUCUGGAAAUAAAAUGGACAGAAAAUCUUCGGCAAGAAUGUAGUAAACUUCGGGAAGAGCUGAGGCUUCAGCAUGAAGAAGAUAAAAAGUCAGCAAUGACGCAACUUUUGCAGCUGAAAGAGAGGGAAAAAAAUGCUGCCAGAGAUAGUUGGCAAAAGAAAGUAGAAGAUUUGUUGGAUCAGAUCUCUCUGCUGAAGCAGAAUCUAGAAAUGCAGCUGUCUCAGUCUCAAACAUCAAUGCAACAACUUCAGGCACAGUUCAGUCAGGAGCGACAGAGGCUUGCCCAAGAAAUUGAAGAGCUAGAAGAACAACAUGAGCAAAAGAGUAAGUCCCUCAAAGAAGCACACAUCCUUGCAUUUCAAACAAUGGAAGAAACAAAAGAACAAGACCAAAAGGAACUUGAACAACGUUUGCAGCAAAAGCAUUCAGAGGAACUUCAGGCUUUAAAAGAAGCCCACAAACAAGCUAUGGAAGCUUUCAAACUAGAAAUGGAACAGGAAUUGCAGACGCUUCGUUUUGAACUGGAAGAUGAAGGGAAAGCUAUGUUAGCAUCAUUGCGCUCAGAAUUAAAUCAUCAACAUGCAGCAGCUAUUGAUCAACUAAGGCAUAACCAUCAACAAGAACUGACAGCAGCUAAAAUGGAACUUGAGAGAAAUCUAGAGCUCAGCAGGCAUCAGGAAAAUGAAUUUGUGUGCCGGAUAUCAGAUCUACAGGAUGAACGGCGGCAUCGAGACCACCAUAUAUCUGAACUGGAUAAGGAGAUACUUGCACUGCAUGAAAACAUAAGUGUACUAACCAAGGAACUAGAGUUCAAAGGGAAAGAAGUUCUCAGAAUACGUAGUGAAUCUAACCAACAGAUUAGGCUGCAUGAACAAGAUUUAAACAAGAAACAUGAGAGAGAGCUGGAUGUCAUGACAGCAGACCACAUCAGAGAGAAACAAAGCUUGCUGGCAGAUUUUAGUAAGACCCAAGAGCUGCUGAAGGAAAUUAAUUCAGCUUUGCAAGUUUCUUUAGAAGAAAUGGAAGAAAAAUAUCAAAACAGAGAAUCCAGACCAGAAGAUUUGCAGCUUAUUGCAGAAUUGAAAGACCUGAUUGCAGAAAGGGAUCAGCUGAUAAAGAAAUUGAUUGAUGACAAGAAAUUCUAUCAACUGGAACUAGUCAACAGGGAGACUAACUUCAACAAAGUAUUUAAUGCAAGUCCUAAUGUUGGUGUUAUUAACCCUCUAGUGAAGCAAAAGAAGAAGAAUGAUAAAUCAGCAAACAGGUUUGUGAGUGUCCCCAAUCUAAGUGCUCUGGAAUCUAUUGGAGUGGGCAAUGGACAUCCUAACCGUCUGGACCCUAUUCCUAAUUCACCCAUCCACGAUAUUGAGUUCAACAGCAGCAGACCACUUCCACAGCCAAUACCACCCAAAGAGCCCAAGACGUUUUUGAGCCCUCUUCAGACUGAAGCUUCUCCAGUGGCUUCACCAGAUCCCCAGCGCCAGGAAUGGUUUGCCCGUUACUUCACAUUCUGAGAAAUAAUUUUUGUGUGUGUGGCAGAGCGUGGUGUGGAAUGUUCAUAAGAGCAUGACCUUAAACUAAACCCUUACAUGAACAAGCUUUCCUGUAAUAUGUCAAACACUGUGAAUGAGAAAGUAUUUGUCUCUGAUUUGAAAAUGCACUGUAUUUUAUGUGAUAUUUGUUGGAAUCACUUGACAUGGUAAAUAAAUGUGUUUAAUGACACAUAUUUUUAUUUAAAAUGGAAGAGUCUUUAAACUUUGUAAUUACUGCAUAAUAAAUUUUCGUAGAAGAAACAAUGCUUCCCCCCUUUUCUUAUAAAUAUGUAUUUUCUUUGAUUUCAGGAAAGGCUGUCCCCCACUCCUGUCUCCCUUCUGAAAUGCAAUGAAUUGCAUGGUUAUUGUAUAUCCAAAUAAACUAUCAACAGUUUUUUUAAUUGUUGCAAGAUAUGUUUAAACCCUUCUGGUUUUUUUUAGUCAUCUAGUAGAAUUUAACUUUGAAAAUUGUGUUUAUUCUAAAAAUGGUGAAGAAUGGAAAAUAAAUAAGUCUAUUGUAGCAUAGCUGGUGGCCUUUAGAGCUGAGUGAUUUUUGUUAAGACCAUAGUAAGAAAAAUAGCAUCCUUAUUUCUUGUCUACAACUGAUCUGUCCUCUAGUAAUCAUAUUUACUAUAUUUUAAUGUUAAAUUUCAUCAACAUUUUGUCAUAAAUGUUUUAUAAAUACCUAUAAAGAACAUUUGGGGAACUAAACUAUGUAUUGUUGUAUAAAUGAAAAAAUCAUUUAUGGAAAUCUGCAUUUUGAGGACAUAAUCAUCCUUUGGGCAAAACUCAGGCUUUACAAAAAUAGUGCUAAACUAAUUAUGCAUAAUAAAGCAUGUAAACCUUUCAUUAAAACUCUAGCAUAUUUAAUUUACAAAGAACAGUAUUUUUUUCCACUAUAAAAUUAACCCAGGGACCACAUGACCUUUUUCAUACGGAGAGUGAGCUUGAUUUUCCACUCUAUUACACCUGUCUUACAGUUGUGCAAGUCCUCUGGCAGAAAAGAUGUAAUACACUGGCAAAUCUGGUCUACAUACUUUUGUUGAUGUUGUUGUUAAUUCCAAGAUUACCACAAUGUAACCAACACUGGUAAUCUCAGGGAGGGUUUUUUGUUUUAUGAAUGUACUUUUAAACCUGAUCUUUGUAUCUUUAAGGGGGUGGGGUGUUGCUUGAUUAUUUUAAAUAAGAUUUUUAUCCUUAGAUAAAAAGAUAGCUCUUAUUUCUGCUGAUGCCCAGACUAUGUCUUCCCAUUUUGCAAAAGCAUAAUUAACCAAUCAAAGAUACCAUCACUAGUUAUAAUAGUAAGUUUUAUAUGUAGCAUAUGUAUAAAAUAAUAAUUUGUAUGUUUUCAUAUAAAAUAUUCUAAAUCAAAAUUUUAAAAAUGUAUCUCCUGUAUACUCAGCCUGAAAAUGUUCCCACAUUCUGCUGCUAAUCUGAAGCAGUAUUUGGCAGAUACUCUAUGGUUGAUGGAUUUAACUGUAGGUAUAUGCAACCUUUACUUUAGAAGAAAGCCAUAUUGAGUCAAAGUCAGAUUUCUUGGCUGUUACCUGAAAUAAAACACACUGGAUAAUUUUGA
Eublepharis macularius is the source of this 5615-nucleotide messenger RNA. RefSeq names its product family with sequence similarity 184 member A (gene FAM184A). The coding region runs from base 587 to 4021 and encodes 1144 amino acids. NCBI's taxonomy places the organism in Eukaryota, Metazoa, Chordata, Lepidosauria, Squamata, Eublepharidae. The record is from RefSeq and is a predicted model, not a curated record. The transcript has 18 exons.